This is a messenger RNA of Neospora caninum, 648 nucleotides long. RefSeq names its product Mitochondrial inner membrane signal peptidase,related. The record is from RefSeq and is a predicted model, not a curated record. Gene Ontology annotation, cellular component: mitochondrial inner membrane peptidase complex; membrane. The transcript has 3 exons. Gene Ontology annotation, molecular function: serine-type endopeptidase activity. Lineage: Eukaryota; Apicomplexa; Conoidasida; Eucoccidiorida; Sarcocystidae. Bases 1 to 648 code for a protein of 215 amino acids.
AUGUGGCCGCAGGUUUCGCGCUAUCUACGGGCUUUCCCACGGCCCACCUGGCUUUCUCGCGCGAAGGGAAAGGGAGGCCCUCCUUCGCGGUCGGAGUUGUCUCGCCUUAUGCAGGACGCCUCCAGCUUUUUCUACAUUGUUUCUCGCUGGACUGUUGCGGUGUCUCUCUGCUCCCUAUGUCAAGCGUACAUCGUAUGGGUCGAGCAGACUCGCGGCCUGUCGAUGGAGCCAACGCUUCCAGCCGACGGCGGUCUCCUCGUCGUGGAGAAAAUCAGUCGGCGGAUUUACGACAGUUCUCUGUUCACUGGCCACCCAAAGUUAAAACGUGGGAGCAUCGUUUUGUUGGUUCCACCAGACGGCGAAGGAGUCGUGUGUAAGCGAAUCAUCGGCUUGCCAGGCGACGUGCUGGAGGUUGCCAGGGAAGAACAGCAGUUCGUCGGCUACGAACCGGUUCUGGUUCCUCCUGGACACGUGUGGGUCCAGGGCGACAAUGGCGAAGCGUCUCUUGAUAGUCGCACGUACGGUUGUGUCAGUCAAGGGUCCAUCCUCGGGACUGCGAUGUUCAGUCUCUGGCCUCUUCGCUUUCUGCCGCGCACGCCUCCAUCGAUGAACGGAACUCGCAUUAUCGCGUCCAUUGACAACGCUUGA